This is a messenger RNA of Gavialis gangeticus (Gharial), 3226 nucleotides long. It is a transcript of the gene ADRA1D, whose product is annotated as adrenoceptor alpha 1D. The annotation marks the transcript as partial. Gene Ontology annotation, molecular function: alpha1-adrenergic receptor activity. Gene Ontology annotation, biological process: adenylate cyclase-activating adrenergic receptor signaling pathway; phospholipase C-activating G protein-coupled receptor signaling pathway; positive regulation of cytosolic calcium ion concentration. The transcript is spliced from 2 exons. The record is from RefSeq and is a predicted model, not a curated record. Gene Ontology annotation, cellular component: membrane. NCBI's taxonomy places the organism in Eukaryota, Metazoa, Chordata, Crocodylia, Gavialidae.
GGCAACCGCAGCUGGGCGCCGGGGGACGACGGCGCCGCGGCCGGCAACGGCACCUCGCUGAGCCCGGCCCUGGCGCUGCCGGCCGUGGGGCUGGGGGUCUUCCUGGCGCUCUUCGUCCUCUCGGCCAUCGUGGGCAACAUCCUGGUGAUCCUGUCGGUGGCCUGCAACCGGCACCUGCAGACGGUGACCAACUACUUCAUCGUCAACUUGGCCAUCGCCGACCUGCUGCUCAGCACCACGGUGCUGCCCUUCUCGGCCACCCUGGAGGUGCUGGGCUUCUGGGUCUUCGGGCGCGUCUUCUGCAACAUCUGGGCGGCGGUGGACGUGCUGUGCUGCUCGGCCUCCAUCAUGAGCCUCUGCAUCAUCUCGGUGGACCGCUACAUUGGCGUCAAGUACUCGCUCAAGUACCCGGCCAUCAUGACCGAGAGGAAAGCGGGCGUCAUCCUGGUGGUGGUGUGGCUCUCCUCCAUGGUCAUCUCCAUCGGGCCGCUGCUGGGCUGGAAGGAGCCCCCGCCGCCCGACGAGAGCAUCUGCAGCAUCACGGAGGAGCCGGGCUAUGCCCUCUUCUCCUCCCUCUUCUCCUUCUACCUGCCCCUGGCCGUCAUCCUGGUGAUGUACUUCAGGAUCUACGUGGUGGCCCGGCGGACCACCAAGAGCCUGGAAGCCGGGGUCAAGAAGGAGCGGAGCAAGUCCAUGGAGGUGGUGCUGAGGAUCCACUGCCGGAGCGUGCUGGAGGAUUCCCUCUCCAGCGCCAGGAACAAGGGGCACAACCUCCGGAGCUCGCUCUCGGUGCGCCUGCUCAAGUUCUCCCGCGAGAAGAAGGCGGCCAAGACCCUGGCUAUUGUGGUGGGAGUCUUCAUCCUCUGCUGGUUCCCUUUCUUUUUCGUCCUGCCCUUCGGUUCCUUCUUUCCAUCCCUGAAGCCGUCAGACAUGGUCUUCAAAGUCAUCUUCUGGCUGGGGUACUUCAACAGCUGUGUGAACCCUCUCAUCUACCCUUGCUCGAGCAAGGAGUUCAAGAGAGCUUUCAUCCGGUUGCUCAAGUGCCAGUGCCGCCGGAGACGGCGGCCGCUUUGGAGGGUGUACGACCACCACUGGCGGGGAGCCUCCAUGAGCAGCUCUGGGCGGGAUUCAGACCCGGACAUGAAGCCCAGAAUUGCCACCUUGAACAGCUCUUUCAUAUUUCACUCCUCGCCCCAGGAGAGAACCAGUCAGAGGAGAACGCUAAGCUUCAGAGGGUGGAAAAUGCCUUUCCAGAAGCCAUCCUCCACCCAGCUGAAGGAGAAGAUGAACAGCCUCUCCCACAAAAUCAGGGGCGGCUCAGGCAAAGGGAGUGUGACCGCAGCUUACAAGACAGAGGUUGAGUCCGUCUCUAUAGCGAUCCCUAAUGACUUCACGGAAACUAUUGACUAUCAAACGUAUGACUUAACGGACUGCUGCGGGCUGAGAGAAACAGAUAUUUAAAGCCACUGGGACAGCUGUUGGGUCUCUCUCUCUUUUUCCUAUGUGCAUUACAUGGAGUGGGUGAAAGAUACUGUCCGUGUGCUUGUCCAGUAGAAGCAACAAUCAGGUGUCCCCAGAUGCAAACACCACCCACUGAGGUUAUGCAGUGCUCUGAGAACAGGGGUUCCUCCUGGGAGGAAACAUCUGGAGCUUCAGGAAAUUAUCAGAUCAUGCUGCGCGAUGGUGAAGGAAGUGGUGGGAGAGUGGGGCUCUUGGGACAGGGUCCGCUCCAUCUAGUGUAAUAGCACCUUGGUGUCUCCAAGGAGCUGUGCAGCUCACGGAAAAAUAGGAUGCAUCUCGUGCGAUAAAAGCAUGGCAUGAUCAAGCCCAUUAAGACACCAAGGUUGAAUGCAAUUCUACUGUCUUAGUGCAUCUGCUCAUGUUGCUCUUUCAAGGUUGUUUCCAGCAAGGACCAACCUUGCCGACAAGUAACGCCUGACAGAGGUGUUCCUUUAGCUCUAGUGGUAAGAGCUUGUAGGCACAUGGAGGAGGGGACUGUAACAAACCCCUAGAUCAUCAAAUUCAGUCCUUCAUUAAUGCAGGCCACUACAUCACAUAAUCCUGGUCCAGGCGCGAUCCCUGCUGUGGACUGUGGUGGCUGCAGUUUACUACCUAAGCAUAAACUGGGUUUAUGCCUCAAUAGUCAUUCUUGCACACUGAAACAAAUGAGAGCACGGGUCUUUUUUCUAGUCCAAAUCUCUGAACUUUACAUAGGCACCACUAGCCCUCCUACUGUUGACCACACCCCAGCUCUUCAGCAUCAGCACGAGGAAGGCGAUGCCAAACAUGCCUUUUGAUAUUGGUCAUGCAUGGUUCUCCUCUUUCCCUUUCCUCCUCGCACAUCUAUUUGCCUCUUCCUCCUUCAAGCUGUUCAGGUGUUUGCAGCUGAUCUGGGUCAGGAUCAGAUGCAUUGUUCUUGUUCCAUUUAAAUACAAUUCCAACCCAAGACUGCCUGGUUGUACAAGCCGAAGUAGUCGGUAGCCAGCAGCACUCCUCAUUUGUGUGGGCAAGGGCACGUUGUUUAUUUUGUAUUGUGUCUAAAGUGCACAGAGCCAACACGGGAUGCCUCUUCCAGGAGGAUGCAGUGGCUUCUGGGUACCCAGGCAAUGUGGAGAAAGAUGAUGUGUAACCCUCCAAGAGGGCACUGUCAGUAGCACAUCCAUACACUGAGUCCCGGCACCAAGUUAUGUGUUGCGCUUCCUAGCAUAUUUGCACUCGGACAAUUGGUUUGUCAAACCCUGGCCAGAUGUGUAUCCUAGAUGUUUAUUUUAUUGAGGUUUUUAGGCAGCUGUGGAGCCCAGGAGGCUCCAAACCAAACCUCCUUCAAGAUAAGAAAUGGGCCACAAAUCUAAAAACUCUGUGGUCCUGGGAAACGUUUAGAUCUUAACUCAGUCUCAGUUAACUCAGGCCCACUCUCAAAUGCAAGUAAAGAAACAGGAAAACCAGUUCCAGUGUGGAGCCAUUAUGCCAAAUUAGUCCCCAGUGGAAACCCAACAACAUCAGCAGAGUCCCACCUGGGAUAGAAGUUGGCCCAUUGAGCCUCACAUGUCUUUCAUUACUGGGGCAUGGACUAGUUUACGUAGUAUUUCUGACUGUCAUUUUGUAAAACAAGGAAUCUAGCUGCCAGACUCGCAGAGUUAGGAAAACAGGGUGUUAUGGUUUUCUCCUGCUUUCUAUUUGCUUUGCAACAGAAAUUCAAUAUAAAAAAUGUUUAAACAAAAAAAAA